Acipenser ruthenus (sterlet) is the source of this 2400-nucleotide messenger RNA. RefSeq lists its product as uncharacterized. Gene Ontology annotation, molecular function: GTPase activity. The transcript has 12 exons. Bases 790 to 1959 code for a protein of 389 amino acids. Lineage: Eukaryota; Metazoa; Chordata; Actinopteri; Acipenseriformes; Acipenseridae. The record is from RefSeq and is a predicted model, not a curated record.
GCUUUACAAUGGUUCCCUAUGCUUUACCACACCUCUCUGUGCUUUACAAUGCUUCCCUAUGCUUUACCAGACCUCUCUGUGCUUUACAAUGCUUCCCUAUGCUUUACCAGACCUCUCUGUGCUUUACAAUGCUUCCCUAUGCUUUACCAGACCUCUCUGUGCUUUACAAUGCUUCCCUAUGCUUUACCAGACCUCUCUGUGUUUUACAAUGCUUCCCUAUGCUUUACCACACCUCUCUGUGCUUUACAAUGCUUCCCUAUGCUUUACCAGACCUCUCUGUGCUUUACAAUGCUUCCCUAUGCUUUACCAGACCUCUCUGUGCUUUACAAUGCUUCCCUAUGCUUUACCAGACCUCUCUGUGCUUUACAAUGCUUCCCUAUGCUUUACCACACCUCUCUGUGCUUUACAAUGCUUCCCUAUGCUUUACCAGACCUCUCUGUGUUUUUCAAUGCUUCCCUAUUUAAUUAAAACGGGUCCUCGCCCCGUUUGCCUUCUCGUUUCUCUUGUAAGGUUAUUUGAUAUCGUGCUGUGGGAUUAUGAAAUGCAGCUGUCGCGGGCUGGUGUGUUUUUUUUUUUUUCGAAGAUAGAAAUGUCGGGUCGUUUAAGACACAGACAGGCGGCGAACGCAGCCGGCAAAAUCGAAGAGAACGUCAACGAGAGAAUUCUAUCGGAAUGUCACGCGCUGUACGCCGACCCCAAGAACGGUGAGACGCGAAUACUGCCGGGCUGGUGAAGGCAGCUGCAGCUCUGGGGCUCCCCCUGCUGGCUCCACGGAAGAAGAUCAGCAUCAUGUUGAUGGGGAAUCACUCAGCGGGGAAGAGCUCCUUCAUUAACUGGUACGUGGGCGAGCAUAUUCAGCGGACGGGGGUUGCCAUAGAAACACAGGGCUUCACGUUUGUGACGAGCGGGCGAAGGAGAGAGUCGCUGACGGGGAACGCAACGUUACACCUCUACCAACACUUUCAAAAACUAGAAGAGAUCACAGGUGUGUCGGACUACCUGUCUACGGAGAUCUCCACUUCCAGAGAGAAGAGGUUCGGGCUGGUCACCUUCAUCGACACGCCGGGGCUGGUGGACGGAGACAUGAAGUAUGAAUUCGACGUGGAGAGAGCCUUGCUCUGGCUGGGUGAUCAAGUGGACCUGGUGUUUGUGUUCUUUGACCCGAUGGGUCAGGCGCUGUGUAAACGCACCCUGAAUAUCGUGGAGCGACUGAGCGAGGAGAACGGAGAGAAGAUGAGGUUCUACCUGAGCAAAGCAGACGAAGCAGGGGAUGAGAGCGACAGACAGAGAGUCAUGAUGCAGAUUGUGCAGGAGUUGUGUAAGAGACCAGGACUGAACAAGUGUGGCUUCGACAUGCCCACGAUAUACAUCCCGGACCCAGCGAAGCCGAGCCGCUGUCUCAAUCAGAUUGAUGGUGUGUGCACAACGAUCGAGAAGACCAUCGACCAAUCGGUGCAGAGCUCUCUCAAUCACCUGGAGCGAGACUGUGACAUCAUCGCAGAGAGCGCGGAGCGCAGACUGAGGGAGGACAGUUAUCAGGCAACACUGAACAGGAAGAUAUGGAUUAAGCACUUCCUGUUUGGUUGCCUGGGUUACCUGCUGCCCCUGUGUUUCCUGGCCAGCUUUGUGAUUGGCUGUUUCUCUGACGACAGCCUGACUGACAUGGCAGGGCCUGAUAUAGCACACGCCCUCCGCGUUUAUACCGAGGUUGUGUCUGUGCUGUGGGGCUGGCUGGCUCAGGACAGUUACCUUUGGGGUGUGUUCGUGAUCCUGGGCUCUUCUGGGCUGUUUCUCCUAUUGGCACGGUUUUACAGCAGAACUGAACCCACUCUCUCUCGCAGACAGAAGCGGAAUCUCAGAGAAACACACGCUUACAUUCAGGAGGUGGUAAAACCCAGAAAGGUGGAGUUGUAUGAUCUGUAUCUACGUCAGUGCAUAUUGGAUUACGACAUCAGCUGAAAUGUUUAAAAUUUCAAAUUUCAAAGCUAAUAAAGACGGUUUAAUGCGAAUUCAAUCACAAACGACCAGAAAUCUUUCUCAGUGUCUUCAGUGUAAAUUCAAUGGCAAACGUUUCCACUAGAAGUCUUUCUCAGCGUCUUCAGUGUAAAUUCAAUGGCAAACGUUUCCGCUAGAAGUCUUUCUCAGCGUCUUCAGUGUAAAUUCAAUGGCAAACGUUUCCGCUAGAAGUCUUUCUCAGCGUCUUCAGUGUAAAUUCAAUGGCAAACGUUUCCACUAGAAGUCUUUCUCAGCGUCUUCAGUGUAAAUUCAAUGGCAAACGUUUCCACUAGAAGUCUUUCUCAGCGUCUUCAGUGUAAAUUCAAUGGCAAACGUUUCCACUAGAAGUCUUUCUCAGCGUCUUCAGUGUAAAUUCAAUGGCAAACGUUUCCGCUAGAAGUCUUU